Messenger RNA from Epinephelus fuscoguttatus (brown-marbled grouper), 1372 nucleotides. RefSeq names its product plasmolipin. Gene Ontology annotation, cellular component: membrane. Bases 380 to 940 code for a protein of 186 amino acids. The record is from RefSeq and is a predicted model, not a curated record. Gene Ontology annotation, molecular function: structural constituent of myelin sheath. Lineage: Eukaryota; Metazoa; Chordata; Actinopteri; Perciformes; Serranidae. The transcript is spliced from 4 exons. Gene Ontology annotation, biological process: myelination.
UACCACCACCAUUAGACACCUGUCAGUGCAGGUGGAGAGAGUGACUGCUGGAUAUCUGAGCCUGGAGGUUUCACUGCAGGGCUCCUCUUUAACUCUUUGGACUGUUUUCUUAGUUUAACUAUCAAGACUUUGUGCAUUUGUAUUUUAUUUAAUAUUUGUGUUUUGGACAUAACUGAACUUUGAUCUGAAGUGUUAGUAUUGCUGCUGCUACCACUGGAUGUGUUCAAUGGUUACUGAAUCCCAGGUGUUUUUGAAGGAGUGAAAACUAUUGGGGGAGGAAAGUUCUCAUCCCAGGCAUUUCUUCUGGGACUGGAUUUAAGGGGUUUGGUGUUGUUGUGACUGUUUCUGAGACGCCCAUCGUCAGAUAAGCUGAGUGGUCAUGGCAGACUUCCCGUCCAAGGUUACCACGGAAACCAGCUCCCCCAACUCCCAGAGCUCUCAGGGGGGCAACAGCCUCUCAGGGCUGACCGCUAACAUGACCAACAGGAUGGACAUUUCCUUUAUCCGAAGCAUCCCGGCCAUCCUCAUGUUGGUUGAAAUAAUUUCUGGGCUGCUCCAGUGGUCGCUGAUAGCCAGCGCCCCCUACACGGUGUUGCCAGCGUAUGGCUGGGUGAUGCUUGUGGCUGUCACUCUGUGGAUCCUCACCACCAUCCUCUUCUUCAUGAUCCUGUUCGGCGCCCAGCAAAUACUCACCUCCAUCCCCUGGCCUCUGACAGUGAUGACGUAUCACGCGACAGCCGCUGGCCUCUAUCUGAGUGCUUUCCUGGCCAACGCAGCAUCUGUGCGCCCCUUCUACUUCACCUAUUACUACGGACGUAUGGCAGCUGCCGCUUUCUUUGGUGCUGUGGCAGCCGUGGCGUACGGUGGAAGCGCCUACCUCUCCUAUAUGGAAUGGAAGAGAGACGGAGGAAAUGCUGCCACCAACACAGUGCCGACCUAGGACUCAAACCUGUGAUGCCGAUCCUGGAAAAAAGACUCGUCAUGUUUAAGAUACUGUAGUUAUUUGGAUAGUCAGCCAUCGACACGGGUGAUAGUUGAGUAUCACUGCUGACUCUGGUAACCCAAAUCCUGGCCUCUUCUUAACCCCAGUAUUAACAAUAAGAUGAAACCUAAUUCAGACAGAAGAUAUCCUCUAUUAUAUUACUUUUCAAUCAAACUCUUUAAACUUCUUUUACCUUCAUGUUAUGAAAAUAAAUUAUAUAUCAGCACUGGGUUAUCCACACAAAAUGUGCUGUAUCUCAAAAAUCAUCAUCAAAAAGUGCUUUUUUAGACGGCACUGAGGUCUUAACCUGCUUUCUUGUAAUAAUACAGUUAUUAAUACUAUCAAUGUCAAUACACAAAUAAAGCCGACAGUGCCUCGAAGUCUUGGUAA